GUCUAUUCCCUGUUGUUGACAUAAUGGCUGAAGAGCAGCAAGAGACUGUUCAUAAUCUAGACCCAGCAAGGAUCGUCAGAGGCUUCCAGAAUACUGCUGGGUAUUGGCGUAACCUGUUCGGAUUCCCUAAUGAGGAGGAUAAGAAGCUAUCGGACGACCCUCAGGGGCUCAUACCGGACCCUGAGGCGGAGGUCAUGGCCCAUGUUGCUGUUAAGUGUGCACAGAUCGGUGCUGGUGUGGGGUUGAUUGGCUCGUCCCUAGCAGCCCUAGCUAUGGGCAAGCCUCAUCUAUAUCGGAAGGCCUUCAGUCCUACCUGGUCUCUGGGUGGCCUUUUCGUCCUUACUCCAGUCAUGUGGUAUGGUAGGAUGGUACGUGGUAAUGUGGACUAUGAGGGCUUCCUAGAUAGGGCCUAUAGAAUAAGAUUUAAUCAGCACCAAGUCAUCACAGACCGCUGUGCAUUGACGGGCGCAGCUAUUGGAGGGGUCCUUGGUCCGAUACAGGGGCUUGGCAUGUCUAAGGGCCUCGUAUUUGGAUUCCUCGCUGGUACCUUUGGUGCGGGACUAUACAACAAUUUCGAGGCUAUUGAGCAUAAGGUCGUGGGCAGGCCGGAUGCCGCGAAGUCGUGAUGCCAAUUCUGUUGAUAAUUGUGCACAGGCCUAUACGAAGCUAUACGCCGAGUAUAGGUAUUCUCUUGUGCUGUAUGAAUAACAUUAUGUGAUUUGAUGAUAAUGAUGACCUCAUUUCUGUGAAGAGAGUCUGCAA
This is a messenger RNA of Perkinsus marinus ATCC 50983, 762 nucleotides long. RefSeq lists its product as hypothetical. The transcript has 6 exons. Bases 24 to 626 code for a protein of 200 amino acids. The record is from RefSeq and is a predicted model, not a curated record. Lineage: Eukaryota; Perkinsozoa; Perkinsida; Perkinsidae.